AUGCAAGAACAAAGUGACAAGAAUGUCAGCAAGAAGCAGCCUGGUGAUAAAAUUGCAGGUGGUCUACGUAAAAGAAAAGUUAUAAUACUGAAAGAGAAUCUAGACAUUAUAAAGUGUUUUGAGCGUAAUGAGAGAAUAUGUGAUAUAGUUCACAUAACAGGAGUAAAGGAGUUUGCCUUAUGCACCAUUAGAGGCAAGGCAGAAAAGAUUAAAGCAAGCUCUAUUGCUGGAACUAGUCUGAAUGCUAGCAAAUCUCUGUAUGUAACAUCCAGCAAAGACACUGCAAUGAUUCCAUCUGCUCUUAUCUCACUAGCAAUCAGAGAGGAAGCAAGCAACGAGCAUUCCUGUGCUUCAUCUAUUUGUUUACAGCAUGUCCAGCCUGGACACUCCCAUCAAUUAUUAAGAAAUCCAAAUGUUAAAACACUACACACAUCACUGUCAAAAAUGCCAGUUGAGUAUAGCAUUUUGGACUCCACUAUGCAUUGGAGAAAAGGUAGAAUCUUAACAAAAUCCAGGAAAGGGUUUUCCUCCAUUACAAUUACAGCCCGAAAAUUGAUGGGCCCAGUUAACAAUACUUCCAAACAAACUGUUAGCGCUUCUACUGAUGAGAAAAAAGCAACAGCACGUGACAGAUCUGUGAAAGUUCUGAAAAAUUUCAAGAGUUCUGAAGGCAUUAUGCACGUUCAUUCCCGCACAGAUAAUGUCAAUGAAUUUCUUUGUGAUGGAUAUACAGUUGCAGUGAAAUGUUCUGAGCCUCACUCAGUAUUACAUUCAACAGAAGACAGGCCCGGUUCUUUAAAAAUUGAUAGCAGGCAUCCCGAAAUCUUGCUGCUCAGCAACAAUGGUAACAAAACCCACCAUCUUGCACAGCAGUUUCAGUCAGUUGUAUCCUUUUCACAUUUUGAAGUUCAACCACAAUGCUUCAAGAGUGCGUAUUAUUUAGACAAAUCUUUUUUGGUUGAUUUUUGCUCUCUUACAAACAAUGGAUUAAAACAGAAAACAACUUUAUCCUUCAAGCUAAAUUGCACUUCUUCCAUAUCAUCAGCAGAUGGUGGCAAUGGCACAGUUAAACUCAUUCCAUUCAUAGAAAACCCAAAACAAAAAGUUGAUUUGGAUCAGAAAACAUUGGAUGUAUCCCUGACAGACAAUGACUGCAUUCAGGAACAAAUAUCAACUGCUCAGAAAGAUUGUAAAACUAUAUACCAAUGUAAUGGACAUGUGCAUUCUGCUAUAAAAGAUGCUCCAAGUCUACCUGAAGGGUCUGCUCAUUUCUGUUUAUUCCUUCCAAGUAUGAAAAAAGGAACUAAGUAUGCUAGACUCGAUCAGAACUAUAACUGUCAUCACCAAAAAAUGCAACAUUCCUUCUCUGAGAUUGUUACAGAAACAGAUGAUAUAACACUUCAAAAAAAUCAUGUUGCUUUAAUUGGAAAGAGGAAAGACAGUGUGAAACAAGGAGGACACAAAUCCACCUUCAGAAUGAUAGCAAAGUCUGCAACAGGAUCUCCCACUCUACAUCAAGGUGAAAACAAUAAAGUUAGCCAGUCGCAGCUCAACACUGAGUGUGAGAAAACCACAUUGCAACUACUCACAUUGCGG
Messenger RNA from Rhincodon typus (whale shark), 1596 nucleotides. RefSeq lists its product as uncharacterized. Lineage: Eukaryota; Metazoa; Chordata; Chondrichthyes; Orectolobiformes; Rhincodontidae. The annotation marks the transcript as partial. The record is from RefSeq and is a predicted model, not a curated record. The transcript has 3 exons.